AGAGGAGGAAAGAAAAGGGGAGAGGGGAAAAAGUGGGCAACAACUUCCAACCGUCCCGGUUCUUAUACCGGAGAGUUUGUCGUCAUCAGCACCCCCAGAUAUCCCCCCUCCUCCCCCCCCAUUCGGUUCCCUAAAUGGACGCGGCAGUUUCGGUGUGUGCAGUUCAGCGGGGGCCAACACACUGGAAGCAGCUUCAGUUUGGCGUGUAGACCGGGGACCGGGGAGGACGCUGAGAAAUGCCCGGCUGCCUCGCUGGAGCUCAGCUCUGAGCACUUUUGCUUUUCCGUUUUGGGCUUUUUUCUAUUGGAGGUGGAGAGAAACUCUACUCACAAAGUUUACUACAGAAAGGAAAAGUGAAAAAAAAAAGUGGCAGCUCUCACACUUUAGCCCUCGCUAUGGAUUGUUUAUAUUUAUUGAUGUGCUUUUCACUUUGUCAAGUAUGUGUGGACCAUGUUCUGGCUGCGGAAUCAGAGGAAAAACUCUCUGGAAAGCUAAGUGAAUAUGGUCUUAUGGUGCCAUUCAGCACAGACUCCCACGGCCGGUACAUUUCUCACGUGGUUUCUGCUGGAAGUGGAAGUGAAAGUGAGGCUGAUGAAAAUCUCUCAGCUCCUGGCAGCAGAAGAAGAAUGGCCCGCAGUGCUCCCCAGACGCCCUCAGUCACCUCUGGUACGGGUCAGCACUUGUUUUUCAAUGUCACCUUGUUUGGGAGAGAGCUCCACCUUCGCCUGAAGGCCAACAGGAGGCUGGUGGCACCAGGAGCUUUCGUGGAAUGGCAGGAGGACUUUGAGGAAAAGGCCAAGGAACGCAUCCAUCGGGACUGUGUCUUCACCGGUGAUGUGACCGAUAUGCCAGAGGCCUCUGUGGCCAUCAGCAACUGUGAUGGACUGGCAGGCCUGAUCCGCACUGAUAAUGGCGAGUUUUUCAUUGAACCACUUGAGAAAGGCCAACAGGAUGUGGAAGUAAAGGGGCGAGUGCACGUGGUCUACCGCAGAUCGGCCAUCAAGCGGGAGACGGGCCAGCGGAAAGAGGACUUACACAAUGAAGUGGCAGAUGUUGGCAUCGCAGACCUUCCUGCAGCUCUGGAUUUGGUUGAACAUAAACUCUCCGAGUCCGAGCGCAAGAAGAGGCACGUGAAAAAAGACGACUACAACAUCGAGGUUCUGCUGGCUGUGGAUGACUCAGUGAUCCGUUUCCAUGGCAAGGAGCACGUGCAGAAUUACGUUCUCACCCUAAUGAACAUUGUUGAUGAGAUCUACCAUGAUGAGUCGUUAGGAACCAAUAUCAACAUUGUGCUCGUCCGCAUGAUAAUGGUGGGGUACAGACAGUCUAUAAGCCUGAUUGAGCGUGGUAACCCCUCCCGUAGCCUAGAGCAGGUGUGCCGAUGGGCCAACACUCAGCAGCGCCGUGACCCUGAGCACGCCGAGUACCACGACCACGCCAUCUUCCUCACAAGGCAAGAUUUUGGUCCCGCAGGUAUGCAAGGUUAUGCUCCAGUGACUGGCAUGUGUCACCCUCUGAGGAGCUGCACCUUGAAUCAUGAAGACGGCUUCUCCUCUGCCUUCGUCGUCGCUCACGAAACUGGUCAUGUGCUGGGCAUGGAGCACGAUGGUCAGGGGAAUCGCUGCGCUGAUGAAACCAGUAUGGGCAGCAUCAUGGCCCCUCUUGUCCAAGCAGCUUUCCAUCGCUACCAUUGGUCGCGUUGCAGCAAACAGGAGCUCAACAGAUACAUUCACUCCUAUGAUUGCCUCCUGGAUGAUCCCUUUGAACACAAGUGGCCCAAGCUUCCUGAGCUUCCUGGAAUUAAUUAUUCAAUGGAUGAGCAGUGCCGCUUUGACUUUGGUGUUGGUUACAAAAUGUGCACAGCUUUUCGAACCUACGACCCUUGCAAGCAGCUGUGGUGCAGCCACCCUGACAACCAGUAUUUCUGUAAAACCAAAAAAGGCCCUCCAGUAGAUGGGACGGAGUGUGCACCUGGAAAGUGGUGCUUCAAGGGUCAUUGCAUCUGGAAGUCCAGCCAGGAGCCGCAAGGGCAUGACGGGAACUGGGGCUCCUGGUCAAAAUAUGGGUCAUGUUCCAGGACGUGUGGAGGUGGAGUUCGUUCCCGCAGCAGGCAGUGCAAUGACCCCCCGCCUGCCUACGGUGGUCGAGACUGCCCAGGCUCUGCAUAUGACUACCAGAUGUGCAACACAGAGGAGUGUGCUGGUCCUUAUGAAGACUUCCGCGCUCAGCAAUGCAUCCAGCGGAGCAACAAAUACCACAACAACAUCAAGCACACCUGGCUGCCAUAUGAGCACCCAGAUGAGGCUCGUAAAUGCGAGCUAAGCUGUAAAUCGAAGGAAACUGGAGAGGUGGUGUUUAUGAACCAGGUGAUGCAUGAUGGGACAAGGUGCAGCUACUCCGACCCCUUCAGCGUCUGCGCUCGAGGAGAGUGUCUGCAUGUAGGCUGCGACAAGGAGGUUGGCUCUUACAUAGACGAGGAUAAAUGUGGAGUUUGUGAAGGGGAUAACUCCCACUGUCGGACUGUGAAGUUAACACUGACUAAGACCCCUAAAAAGAAUGGAAUGCUUAAAAUGUUUGACAUCCCAAUGGGAGCUCGACACAUAAUCAUUGAAGAAAACAAUACCUCCCCUCAUAUUAUUGCUGUGAAGAAUCAAGUUACUGGGCACUUCAUAUUAAAUGAAAAAAGUGAAGAUGCUGAAUCGAAGACCUUCAUCGAAAAUGGUCUACAGUGGGAGUACUCUAUUGAUGGCGAGAGAGAGACAUUAAAAACAACCGGUCCUCUGCAUGAAGGCAUUGUGGUUCUGGUCAUUCCACUGGAAGAGGACGUCAAAAUUAGUUUGACUUAUAAGUACAUAAUACACGAGGACCUCCUGCCACUUAUUACCAACAACAAUGUGCUUCUUGCCGAGCUGGACACUUAUGAGUGGGCACUGAAAAGCUGGUCUCAGUGCUCCAAACCAUGUGGCGGAGGAAUACAGUACACAAAAUAUGGAUGCAGGAGGAAGAGUGAUAGCCGUUUAGUCCAUCGAAACUUUUGUGAAACCAGCAAAAAGCCUAAACCCAUCCGCAAACGCUGCAACGUGCAAGAGUGCAGUCAGCCCGCGUGGGUGGUGGAAGACUGGAGUCCCUGCAGUAAGACCUGUGGGAAGCUCGGCUACCAGACCAGGGCGGUGCAGUGCAUGCAGUCGCUCUACAACGGCACCAGCAGGGCUGUCCACAGCAAACACUGCACAGGCGAUCGGCCAGAGAUGAGAAGAGUGUGUAACUACACUGCAUGUCCCGCUCAGUGGAGAACAGGAGCGUGGUCUCAGUGCUCAGUGACCUGUGGUGAAGGGAUUCAGCAAAGGCAGGUGGCUUGCAAGGCCAGCGACAGCACCGUCACAGAAUGUGAGGAUGAGAAGCCAGAAACUGUCCUCAUCUGCAAACUAAGUCCAUGUUCAGAUAAUUCUACAAUGAAGGAUGAUGCAGUAUUCCAUGGUGUUUCUGAAAGCCCCUUCCAGAAACUUGCAUCUAAUGAGCCAUGUCUUGGGGAUAAAUCAAUUUUCUGUCAAAUGGAAGUUCUGGCUCGCUACUGUUCCAUCCCUGGUUACUAUAAGCUUUGCUGUGAGUCAUGCAACAAAAAGGAAAGCCACACUACACACGUUCCUGACUCCAGCUCCAAGACCGAACCUGAGACCUCCACACCGUCCCAUUCUGCCUCAGCCAAGGCUUCGUGGCUGGCAACCACCACUCCAAGCCUGCCACAAACCACUAAAGCCAUGAGACGACGGUUGUUCUCCACCAUCCCUGCGCCAACCACGGCUGCCGCUGCUAAGAUUCCUCCACCAACAGAUGCUGCUCUGUCCCCACAUCCCGCCAUUGACUCCUUACCAAAUGAAGAGAGGAGAGAUUCCCACAUGGAUACUCGUCUACCUCCAGGGCCGCCGCAGCCCAAACAAGACUCAAGUGGAGGGGUAUCAAAAGAGCACAAUCCCAUGAGCACUUUAGGCUCUGUUGCCGCCAGGUCAAGAAGGGACAAUUUAGGAUCAGAGAGGGACUCAAGUCACAGAACCCUGUUGGUUCAUCAAUGAACCGUGAGCAAUGCUGUGAGCAUUAGUGGGACUGAAUAGAAAAGUCAGCUCACUUCUUGUCUGUUUUUUUAGCAAUGUUUUUCUGUAUGACAGUGAACCCUGACAAGCCCAGUGAUGGUUACCUCAUCAAUACUUCAGAGCAAAAUGUGUGAAGCAUCUGCACACACUCUGUUCUCUGUGUUUAAAAUAUGAAGCAGAAGAAGAAGAAGAAGACAAAAAAGUCAAAACACAGGUGCUGUAAACUAAUCAGACUACAGGACAUGUUCAAAAUGUGAUGACUGCAUAGCUACAUUCAUGUUUUAUAUCUGUGUACAGUUGUGUUAGCCUGUUUUUCAAGUGCAUUAGAACUACUAUUGAACUUGGAUUGUGAACAUGUUGGUGCAUGUGGCCACCAUAGCUUCAUUAGUGUAACACCAGAAUAAUUAUUGAGCCUUUUCCAGGUAAAAAGAGAAUUGUAAGUAUUAGAACAUGAGGAAAAUAAUUCAUCUUUUCAUUACCUCUUUGUGCUAAGAGAUCUUCAGGUUGGACUUUAUAGAUUAUCUGGUUCACUUAAAAAAGGUUUAAUUGGCUCUAGCAACCUUUAUUUGAUAGUAGUUAUACAGGAAGUAGGCCUUAUUUCUCACCUUUUCUAAUAUAUUUAGAUUGAAUUUAUAAUCCGCAUACUUUGUUAUCCUAACAGCAAUGAGGUUUCAUGUUUGAGUCUACAAAAAAGUAAACUUUUUUAAGCCUCUCAAGCAACCAAACUCCAUUUUCUUUCCUGGGCUUACAGAUUCUUGUUGAAAUGUAGCACUGAUGUGACACUAUCAAUUAGUAUUAAAGUUUAAGGCAUUCACUGUCUUGCAUUGUAUGUUAGCCAUAUUAUAAAUCUUGCUAUCCAAAUUGAACCUUUAAGCAGAUGAUCCAAACCCAGCAACUUAAAAAAAAGAGCUUUCUGGAUUGAUUUGUUUCAGUUUAGCUUCACAGCUAAAAUCAAUAACAUAAUUUUUUUAAGUGUAUAAAUUUUCUGGUGGCACACUGAUAAUUUUAUGGUCUGCAUUUCUGGCAAGGACCUCACUGCUUCCCUGCCUCUGGUGCUCUUUUUUUAUUGCUAUUUUUAUUUUCCAAGUCUAAUGAUGAUUUGUUUUAAAUGAAACCAAAUUAUGACUUUUGCAAGCCAACCCCACUGUACUGUAGCAUGCCCUCUGUCUACCUUUGUGGGACUUGAUGCUUUAAGGACUAAAAAGAAACAACUUCAGAAAGAACAUGUCAUGGCAUUUUUGUAAGUCCUGCAGUUUUAAGAUAGUGUACAUAGUGUAAAUUACAUGUUAAAAACAUUUGGAGUUAGAAACAACAGACAAUUCUAAAGGUCCAUGAACUGAAGCUGGAAAUACUUUUACAGAGUUCCUGCUCUCUAGCUAACACCUUCACUAUGUUCAUUGUAUAGUUCUUGUAUAUACGUACAUGAAUGAAAGCUUUAAGUGUUAAUAUUUAUUGAAUUUCUAAGUGAUAAAGUGAACAAAGUAAAAUUCAUUUCAAAGUA
Messenger RNA from Gambusia affinis (western mosquitofish), 5589 nucleotides. Its product is annotated as A disintegrin and metalloproteinase with thrombospondin motifs 14. The coding region runs from base 396 to 4070 and encodes 1224 amino acids. NCBI's taxonomy places the organism in Eukaryota, Metazoa, Chordata, Actinopteri, Cyprinodontiformes, Poeciliidae. Gene Ontology annotation, cellular component: extracellular matrix. Gene Ontology annotation, biological process: proteolysis; extracellular matrix organization. The record is from RefSeq and is a predicted model, not a curated record. The transcript has 22 exons. Gene Ontology annotation, molecular function: metalloendopeptidase activity.